UAUAUUUGACACAAUACCAAAAUUGUCAAACUUCACUUCGAGAGAAACGUCAUAAUUUUCUCUCACUAACGCCAUGCAAAAUUUCAAGUGAAAAGUUCUUGUGCCAUAAAAAUGUUAAGAAGUAUCCUACAUAAGACACCAUGAUUAUUCAACUUACCAAAUUAACGAGGAGCAUUUUCACUGCAAAUCUCAGAUCAGGAAGAAAAUGCUCCUUCGACAGACCACCGAAAGACUCCGUUGAAAGGAAAGUGAAGCGGAUCAACAGGACUGGACUAGCAGGAAUUGCAGCUAUUCUAUUCACGUCAUACUAUUUGAUCAGGGACAGUAACAAAAAAAAUAUCAAAAUCCAGAAGGAAAACUUGCAACAGAAAAAGCCUAUGACUGAGAUAGUGUCGAAUUCUAAUAGCCUGAACAUCAUUGAAAGUGACGAUAAAGACAAGACAGUCAGAGAGAGAUACAAUUUCAUCAACAAAGUCGUCAUGAAAUGCGCCCCAGCAGUUUUCUAUCUAGAAAUACGAGACCCCUACAAAAAGGACCUGGAGACGGGAGAACCUAUUGUUACUUCUAACGGUUCUGGAUUUGUCAUCAGCGAAGAUGGUUGGGCUUUAACUAACGCACAUGUCGUCCUCAAUAAGCCCCAAUCGACGAUAAGGGCGAUCAUGCGGGAUGGAAGAAGCUUCAAGGUGCAGGUGGAGGAUGCAGACAUGAGCAUUGAUUUAGCUCUGUUGAAGCUCGAGGCUCUGGAGAAGCUACCCAGUUUGCAGCUAGAGACCCCUGGAGAUACGGCCAUCGGCGAAUGGGUUGUUGCUUUGGGAAGUCCGUUGUCUUUGAGCAACUCAGUAACUGUUGGAAUUGUGAGCUGCGUAGAUCGUCCAGCCGAAGAGCUCGGGCUGAAGAAUUAUUCAAUGACGUACAUCCAAACGGACGCUUCAAUAACUUUCGGAAAUUCGGGAGGACCCCUCGUCAACUUGGACGGGAAUGUCAUCGGCAUCAAUAAUCUCCGAUUGACAUCCGGAAUAUCCUUUGCGAUUCCCGUGG
Leptinotarsa decemlineata (Colorado potato beetle) is the source of this 1038-nucleotide messenger RNA. RefSeq names its product serine protease HTRA2, mitochondrial. Lineage: Eukaryota; Metazoa; Arthropoda; Insecta; Coleoptera; Chrysomelidae. Gene Ontology annotation, molecular function: serine-type endopeptidase activity; protein binding. The record is from RefSeq and is a predicted model, not a curated record. Gene Ontology annotation, biological process: programmed cell death; positive regulation of apoptotic process; proteolysis.